UUACCCACUCGCCUUUUCCCAGGCUGCCUCGGCAAAAGAGGAAGCCGUCCUGCGUGUGACGCGAUAUUUUCAUCAUGGUGCCGCUGGGGAGGGCAGCGAAAGAAAGUGCAGGCAACCCGAAAGAAAUUGAGAUUCUUCAUCUCAGACAACCCGGAAAAUUUAGAGGUUUGAAUACUGCCUUGCACUGAGCCCUCUCGGACCAUGGGUGAGAAUGGCCCAUGCAAAAACAUCAUGUAUUUUGAGGUUGAGGAGGAUGAGGAUGACUUGGCCCCAGAGGAAAACAUGCUGGGCUUUGAGAAGAAUGGAUUGAUUCCGUCUUCUUCAGGUACAGUGUAUGACAGGACAACUGUCCUGAUAGAACAGGAUCCAGUGAGUUUGGAUGAUGAUGAGGACGAUGGUAAUUGUGACAACAUGACGUUUCUUCCUGAGGGUUCAGACGAAGGGCUGCCUUUUAUGGCAGAUCAUGAAGGCAUGUCUCAAGGAUAUGUGCAUCAUACAAUCUCUCCAGAUCAAAUCCAAUUCACUAUAAACCCAGGCUCUACCCCAAUGCCACGAAACAUAGAAGGAGCAACCUUGACUCUUCAUUCAGAAUGUCCGGAAACCAAACAAAGAGAGGUAAAAAGAUUCCAGUGCACAUUUGAAGGCUGCACACGCACCUACAGCACAGCAGGAAACCUUCGCACACAUCAGAAGACCCACCGUGGAGAGUACACAUUUGUCUGCAAUCAGGAAGGCUGUGGCAAGGCUUUCCUUACCUCUUAUAGUUUAAAAAUUCAUGUGCGGGUCCAUACAAAAGAAAAACCUUUUGAAUGUGAUGUGCAAGGAUGUGAAAAGGCAUUCAACACACUUUACAGAUUAAAAGCACAUCAAAGGCUUCACACAGGGAAGACAUUUAACUGUGAAUCUGAAGGAUGCAGCAAAUAUUUUACUACGCUAAGUGACCUGAGAAAACAUGUCCGAACACACACAGGAGAAAAGCCAUUCAGGUGUGAUCAUAGUGGUUGUGGAAAAGCGUUUGCUGCUAGUCACCAUCUUAAAACCCACGUCAGAACGCAUACAGGAGAAAAACCCUUUUUCUGUCCCAGUGAUGGCUGUGAAAAAACAUUCAGUUCUCAAUACAGCCUUAAGAGUCAUAUGAAGGGUCAUGACAAAGGACAUCUGGAUGGUCCAAGCUUAAGUCAAGCUUUGUCAGAGGAUGCAAACCAGUCUCUUUGCUUGAGUGAUUUAAGCUUACUCUCUACAGAUUCUGAACUAAGAGAGUCCUCUGGAAAUGGUCAAGGCAUGGAUUUGAAUAGUGUUAUGCCAGUGAUGGUUUUUGAAUUAAUGUUUCAGAGUCCAGAAAACAGUGUUAGUCAAGACGACUCUCCUCAUGCAGAUGGGCUGAUUGAAAAUUUCAAUCCGGAUGUAUCUACUGGAUCAACAUCCAAACAUCUUGCUUCUGACUCUGCUUCAGUUUUACCUUUUCCUGAUCGGUUUCCAUCAUUGCAAAAAGACAUUUCUGAAUCUUCUCAGCAAGUCACACCAUCUACAGCUGUUUCUUCAACUACAUCUGUUACCAAAUGUUCACAAACAGCCCUUUUUGAAAGUGGACCCAGUGUGUUGCAGACACCAGAAGUGCCUGUUCCACUGAGCACUCAGCCAUACUCAUCGAGUCAAGAUUUCCAUGUAGACGGUUCACCAACUCGGCCCACUACGAAGAGUCAUCCUCUGGAAACAGAGGCCAUUGCCUCCACAGCCACUUCCAGUGUAGAAUCACUACCAACCAUGGUGCAGACUGUGCCUUUAGCUGUAAACUCUGUCCUAACUAGUAACCCAACUAUAGCAAUUACACCUACUCAAAGCACCACCAUUCUUCAGCCCAGCAUUGUUAUGGACGACCAAAAUAUUCAGUGGAUUUUAAAUAAAGCCACCAAUGCCCAGAAAAGUUCAGAACAGUCGCAGCAAAGUACUAAAGUUGAAAAAGUGUUUUUUACCACAGCAAUACCAGAUGGAGGAAGUUCAGGUAACCCUGUUCAACAGAUUGGUCUUAGUGUCCCUGUCAUCAUCAUUAAGCAAGAGGAAUCUUGUCAGUGCCAAUGUGCAUGUCGGGACUCUGUUAAGGAUAAGUCUUCAAACAAAAAAGACAAUCCUCCUCCAGCUGCUCCAACUCCUCCUCCUCUACCUCCUCAAAGCUCAUCACCACCUUCACGUCCCUCUUCUUCUCCUCCAGAAAAGGACAAAUUGCACACAAAAGCAGACCUGUGCAUCCCUGGAACGUCAUUCUACACACCCACUUCUGAUAUUCCUCUGAACUUCAGGGGAACACAGUAGCCAGACUUGGUCACCAAAUCUACAGACAAACAUCUUCUUUAACAUAAAUAAGAUUUUCUCUCCUUCACAGCCAGGGAUGCCUUCUAAUAUGAGUUCUGUAUGUGUUAUGCUGUUUUUUUGCAGAUUUUUACCAUGGGCAGUUAUGGUAAUAGUUCUUCUAACUUAGGCACCAAUUAAUGCUUUUGGAAAUGUGUGUGUUUCUAAAAUUGCCUAUUUGCUUAUAAUUUUUGUUGUAUAAAGUUGGGAGUAUGAAGGUGACUCUAUUCCAAGUGUGCAAAGAUAAAGUUAAUUGUGCUAUCUACCAUAUAGAUUCACCCAGUAUGUCCAUUUUGUAUUCAUUUUGAAAAUGUUUAUAAUAGAAUGAAAACUAAGGGUAGAACUGUUGCAAAUGCAGUUCUAUCAAGACACCUUUUAUCUAUACUGUAUAAAAUUAAUUCUUAUGUUAUUUUAAUUCUGACUGGGAUGAACAAUAGUGUCCAAAAAAACUGCUGAAUUAGGUUUAAUUUAAUCUUUGCACUCUUGGGGUUGAAUAGUAAAUGCACUUCAGGAUUUUUUUGCAUUUUGUUUAUAUAAGAAAUAUAUAUAUAUAUAUAUUUAUUUGGAUUUUGUCAGAGUUUGCUAUAAUAAAAUAGAGCUAUUAAAGUUUGUAACAUAUAAAUGUAAUAAUAAAUAAUUAUAUUAAAAAGAACAGAUUUACAGCAAAAUGUGUAGAUGAUAAUUAUCUACAAUAUCAGGAUAUUUAAGAAGAAAACAUUCCCAAAAAAGUAAUUUUGUACCAUUCAUGUUAUUAAUGGAAAAUAUGUUAAUGUUUUAUUUCACAAUAUUGACUAUAAUACCAUAAAAUUACACUAAUUGUAUAGGAAGAGCAAGUUUUGCCUUUUUAUAACAUUUUUCAGACCUUUGUAAAACAUUCUGUUCUUAAAUGAAUAUAUUUUAAUUGUUUUGACAUAUGCAGUGCCCUGUUUUAUUCUGAUAUACCAAGUAUUUUUUCAUAAAUUAAAUUAUAGAUUUAUUUGAUUAGGUAACACAAGACCCUAUAUGAAAUUGCUUACAGACAUUUGCUCACAAAGAAAAGCAGAUAGCACCUUCUUAAACCUUCCAGUCUUACAUUACCAAUUCUUUAGCAUUAUGUUUGGUUUGUAUAUCAAACAUUUUAAUUUUAUAUCUUAAUUCAUGGAGAGGAAGAGGAUAAUAAGAUACAGAUGUGUAAUUAAAGUAAAAAGAAAUUGUUUAAUGUAAAGUGUACAACUUUAUCAAUAAAAUCCAUUGUUAAAAUUAGACAUUGAGAGACUAGGAAACCUAGUAAUCAUACUGUUAAUAAGGGAGUAUCCAAUUUUAGCAUCAAUUUUAUUAAUUUAGUGUGUUUGCAUAGAAUAAUCUAGGAAGUAUAGAACAUAUAAUCCAAGAACACAAUUUUUUUUUUUCUUGUCAAGAUGAGCAAUUUGUAUUUCUUACAAUACACACGUUCACAAAAGUUUGAGAAGAAAGAAAAUGAGGUACUGUAAAAUUACUUAUGGGUAAUAGCUGGAUUUUUCUAAAUAUAAAUAUUUAGCAAAUUUAGACAAGUCUUUAAUGAUGACCAGUGCAAUAUAACCUUAAUGAAGUAAACAUUGAUUAAUAAUUGCUUCAUCUUUAAAGAAUUUAUUUUCACAUCACAGUGAAUUUGUUUCUUUUUUUAUUUGAAAAGGUAGUUCAAUACAGGGACACCUGUACAUUUUAAGCACUGAAACACCAAACCUUCUUUUUUUGUUUUUAAUAUUGUUCAAGGUAAACUACAGAUUUCUUAUGUAUGUUCAUCCAGGGCCAUAUCUUGCAUAGCUAUUAUAUUAAAAGCACUUUACUCUGCAUUUUUAAACAACCAGGUCCAUGUGGUGUUCUCUUCAUGAGACUUUCUGCAUACUUGUGUCUUCAUGCAAGUGUGAAGUGUGUGUGUGUGUGUGUUUUAAUACAGUUUAGAAUUUUUAAAACAUUUUGCAGAGGCCUCUCCCAUAUCCCUGAGUAGCAAUUCAUUGCUAGUUGCUUUUGUUCAGUUUACAGCUUAACAUUCUGAGAUGAAAUAUGUACUGCUAUCUCUGUUUUUUCUUGAGGUAUAGAAAUGUAAAAAAAAAAGACAUUAUUAAAAUGUUUAGUUCUUGCUCAGGACUUGUGCAUUUAGUGUAUCUGAUAACUGUUAAAAUCGAGAAAACUACAUUUUUUCAAGGUGAUAAAUAGAUUGGGUUUUAUAUUUUAAUGAUCUAUGCAAUCAUUAUAUAAAUAGAGAAGGAGAACCUCACAGAUUUUACGUGAUUAUAAAAACAGUAUUUGUAGAGACAGUUGCAUUAUGGUAUUUUUAUCUUGUUCUUCAGUUGCAUUUGUGUGUGUGUGUGUGAGAGAGAGAGAGAGAGAGAGAGAGAGAGAGAGAGAGAGAGACUGGGAGUUAAUAUAAAGAAAACCCCAUUGAUAAAAUAAUUUUGUUCUUUUAAUGUUGUGUAUAAUUUAUUAAUAAAGUUUAGUGGUAUAGUCAAUUAUAUUUUCAGCAACACAGGCACAGUCCAUAAUAAAUUUUAGAGGAUAUUUAAAAUGCUCCACUUUGUAGCUUUUAACAGCUAUAGAGGAAGAUGAGAGUGGCAUUGUUCAUUUUUCUGUUUGUUAUCUCCCGACAGUUCUAUAAAACUGUUCUUGAUAGUAGCAAAAAGUUGAAUUUGCACGCUUUUAAGCUUAUCCUUGAAGGGUGUUCCAAUGUAAAUGUUUUCCUUAGGACUAAGUGCACAAAAAAAACAAAUUUUCUAAGGAUACAGACUUGUUACUACAUUUCCUUUAAACCAUCCAUUACAGAUGCAUAUUAAAUUAGGUAGAUAUGAUUUUGAUAGUAGUGCUGUGUGUACAGUUUUUCUUUCUUUCAUUGUCAGGUUAUAAAAUAUGUGCUAGUUAUUACCAUAUGAUAAAAAUAAUUUUAUAUUAAACAUUUAUUUUUUUAAUGCUAUUUAUUUUGGAUAUUAGUGUCAUUUUAAAAUGAGAGUCCUUAAACACACUUGUACUUUUGAAAGUGUCUCAAAAGAUCAUGGAAUACCAUUAAUAUUCAACUUGAAAUCUGCAGUUUUCAUAUCCAGUAAUAUCGUCAUUCAAUCACUCGUAUGUGUUCUCGCUCCAUAACAAAACAUAAUAUUCUGAGCCCUAUCCAUCAUUUACAUUAGAGUAAAUUAUGGAGCCGUGUGAAAUGAGCAGAUCCUUUUUUUUUUUUUUUUUUUUUUUUUGAUAAUAAAAAAUACAGUAUAUAGUAAUGUUUGCAAAUUAAAGAAAAAAUAAAAUCAGUUUAUUGAAAUACACAAAUAAUUGUGAUAGCCAUAUUUUAACUUGAAAACAUAUUUACAUUAGAUCAGAAGUAAAAAUUUACACUUGAUUUAUACGCUAUAUUAAGUAGUUAUUGGCCAUAUUUUGGAAAUCCAAACAAAUUAACACACCACAAAUUGUAUCGGAAUUGUGUUAUCGGAUAAAGGAUAUGUUGUGCACAAUAUAAUCUUUGUGAUGUUCUUUAUUUUUAUACAGAUAGUUUUUGAUAGAGAAGGUUUAAACUAAGGGAAUUGGAUGAGCAUAAUGGAAAUAGACAAAGUCUGAAAAUACUUAAAAUUCUGUUAUAAGAAUUAUCUUGGAAAGCAUUGGCUAUAUACAGUUGUUUUUUUUUUUUAUUAUUUUGUUCCAUUUUAAAAUAAUAAUGAAAAAUGUAUAUUCUCCUGAGGGGAUACAUUUAUUUUGUUUUUCCUUUUUCAGGAUGUAAGAUGGCAGCAACUUGUUAUUUGGCUGGAUUAUAUACUGUAUUUAUUUGAUAAAUAAGUUGUGUUACUUCCAUACAUUUUAAAGGCACCUUUGUGCUCUGCUGUAAUGUCUGUAUUUUACUUUUAUAUCAAAUAUGUUCAGCAGAAAUGUUGCAUAAAUCAUAGUAAUCUUUACAAAUACUGCUGUUUAAUGUUCAGGGUAUGAUGUUUUCAUUAAAACUUCUUUCUCUUACAUACACACACAUGCACACGCUCACACAUCCCAACCCAAUAGUUUUGUAUGAAAUUUUCAAACUUGUUGGAAGAAACCUAUUGCUUUGUUUGUGUUCUGAUGAAAAUGCGAUUUUCUAAGCCAAGCACUGUUCUGUUGUGUAUUCUCAGAAUUCAUUAAACAUCUCUUACUUGGGCAUUUGGACAUCGAGAGAGUAAAUAAUAGUAGCUAAAUAAAGCUUCCAAAGGAAGAGAAUGUCUUCAAAUCCCAAAGAGUGGAGGAAUUUAACAUGUAAAGAGUUUGUAUUUUUUAAGAAUGUGAAAAUGCUGUUAAUUGCUUGUUUUGUAUUAACUAAUAUUGUAUUAUGGUUAAAAAUACAUAACUGGGAAAAUAACAUUUUUGGAACUGAAAGCAAUAUACUACUAAUUAAAUCAUAUACUGACUUGUUUAA
This is a messenger RNA of Erpetoichthys calabaricus (reedfish), 6724 nucleotides long. It is a transcript of the gene mtf1, whose product is annotated as metal-regulatory transcription factor 1. NCBI's taxonomy places the organism in Eukaryota, Metazoa, Chordata, Cladistia, Polypteriformes, Polypteridae. Gene Ontology annotation, molecular function: RNA polymerase II cis-regulatory region sequence-specific DNA binding; DNA-binding transcription activator activity, RNA polymerase II-specific. The record is from RefSeq and is a predicted model, not a curated record. Bases 202 to 2310 code for a protein of 702 amino acids. Gene Ontology annotation, cellular component: nucleus. Gene Ontology annotation, biological process: positive regulation of transcription by RNA polymerase II; central nervous system development. The transcript has 11 exons.